Messenger RNA from Varroa destructor (honeybee mite), 5893 nucleotides. RefSeq names its product calcineurin subunit B type 2. NCBI's taxonomy places the organism in Eukaryota, Metazoa, Arthropoda, Arachnida, Mesostigmata, Varroidae. The record is from RefSeq and is a predicted model, not a curated record. Gene Ontology annotation, molecular function: calcium ion binding.
UCAAGGUUCGACAAAUGCACACUGGCUUUCUAAUAACCGUAAUACAUCAGUUUGUGGUGUCUAUAGUAUAUUAUGUACGGUACUAAGCAUCGAUUAACCUUCGGUGGUUAAGUAACUUACAUCACUUAUCCACACCUAUAUCUAUUUAUAAAGUUGAACGUUUUUUUUUUCACAUCCUCAGGUCCAUAUCAUGGAGAACGAUUUUAUUCUUGAAGACAAUUUGGUUGUUAAGUGCCGCAGCCCACUGGGCCCUCCUUAACUGACCGCCUACUACUCCCCGUCUCCUCCCAAUGUCUACGAUAGACGAGGACGCAACAAGCAGUAAUCCCUUCCCCCAGUCCCACUGUCGCGUCUCAUGUAGGCUCAGCCACUCUGACGUGCCGGGGCAGCCGAAUUGAGUCGUUGCGGUGAGCGGCGGCGUUACCCGUUCGCCCGUUGGAAAUCACACACAAGCGACCGGCACAGAUCAGCACAUCAUUCACUGCAGUAAACACGGAAUCGACGACACAUUACUCACACAACAGGACAGAACAGAAAUUGAUUGUGCUUUUUUUCGCUGCUUCGGUUUGCUUCACAUAGUCGCCACAAUGGUACGUAAUAGCUUUGGUCACUCAGAUGAUAUUCUUCCGGAUACUCAUCAUACUCCGUUAAGAUGAUUUUUGUUUACGAGGCGUUUUAUUAAAAUAUGUAGUCCUCGUAAAAUCUCCCACCUGCAUAUACUGCUGCUGUCCGCUGUCGCUGCUGCUCGGGUCCGCGUAGAAAUUACGCGUAUUUAAUGCUGGCGGUAAUGAUGGCAAGGUAAAUGAUCCGCUCCGCGUAACUCACUGCGCAAGUCGCCCUGCUCUAAGCCGCCAACAGCGGCACUAGAAGCAGUCGUAGCAGUAAUGGCAGUGACUGGGAACUGUUGGUAGCACCGUCUGUCUGUCUGUCGAGGACGAGCUGUCUGAUGUUAUAGUCGAAUGCUACUGCGUCCUCGAGGUUUCUAGUUUCAGUUGCAUCGGCCGUCUCUCUAUAUCGAUAAUAUGAAUAGAAUUUGUUCCAUUCUAAUGUUUCGCACAUUUCAUUAAAACUCCCUACUCGAAAGAGGAGAUUAUGUAUGCUGCCGGAGAAGAACUGUUUGUUAAUCUGUUAAUGGAGUUGUGGGUGUUUUCAUCAAAAAAAAAAAGUCAUGCUUAUCACUCGACUGGCAGUCUGUACUAAUUCAACUUUCGAAGAUUCUGUUUUUUUUUUCACAAACAUUGACGGCUUAGUUUCAAGUUCGUCGUAUGACGCUUCAACAGGCUACCCGAACAAGGAAACGAGACGUCGCUACCGAUGGAGAUGUGCUCGACGUUUGACGCCGAGGAAAUCAAGCGUCUGGGGAAACGGUUCAAGAAGCUGGACCUGGACAACUCGGGCUCGCUGUCCAUCGACGAGUUUAUGUCUCUGCCCGAGCUGCAGCAGAAUCCUCUCGUCCAACGUGUCAUCGACAUCUUUGAUACAGACGGAAACGGCGAGGUCGACUUUAAAGAGUUUAUCCAGGGGGUCAGUCAGUUCAGCGUAAAGGGAGAUAAGGAAGGAAAGCUCCGGUUCGCGUUUCGGAUCUAUGAUAUGGACAAUGAUGGCUUUAUCUCAAAUGGCGAACUCUUUCAUGUUCUCAAGAUGAUGGUUGGCAACAACUUAAAAGAAGCGCAGCUACAACAGAUUGUCGACAAGACGAUCUUGUUUGCUGACAAAGACGAAGAUGGUCGAAUAUCAUUCGAGGAGUUUUGCUCCGUUGUUGGCAAUACCGAUAUUCAUAAAAAAAUGGUCGUUGAUGUUUAAUCAGGCGCAACAAAAAUCAACAAGUUUCCAGCAACAAUUAUUAGUAUUUGGCUUUAUAAAGUUGAACUGGUAGGUACGGUUCAACUCCUAACUUAACAAGUGACUAAACGGUUUGACGAGGUAUCAAGAAUAGCACAUAAUAGGCGAACACUCAUAUAAUGCAGGACGCCUUUAAGUUGGCCAUGUCCUUUCAGUAUAACAACAGGACGAGAGCACAGUGUACACAUAGACACAACAGGUGCCGCAGUAAUAGCACCAGAAAAAGAAGAAGAAAAACACCAGCUCGACGAUAGAUUCUAGACUUAUCCGCGACUCCUUUGCCUGUUCUAGCAAAGUUGUUAAGGGUUGCGUUUAUAGUAAACCGACGACCAAUGGCUGCCAGCUAAAUCAAUAGACAGCAUCAAGUCUGCAUGAAGAAUUAAGCAGUUAGUAAUGAAAGGAGCUGUAACGAAGUAUUGAGCCUGUUGAAUCAUGUAGCAAGUUUUGUAUUCGGACGACGCACGGAAAAAUGCACGAAUGCAAAAGACAACGCCAACCAGUAUGAUAUCGGCGAUAAUUACGAUUUAGAACGUUGAAUAGCAGAUGAAGAGCAUUAUGCUGAGACAACGAAGAUAUUAUUAUAGCUGUUUUUGCAUGCUGUAAUUAUAAAGGAAAAAGUAGUCAAAAUCGUCUGCUUUCGAAGUUAUGCGAUGAAGAAUUUCAUAACCCAAAAAAAGCAGAAAGUGAAGCUUCGAGAACGUGGAAGAGUGUGAAGAAAAUGGAAAGAGAUGGACAGAGUGCCAAGGUGCCGUCAAGAAACCUUCAGGGAGAGAAAUAAAGCAAAGGUGAAGAACACAUAGUUAUGAUUAUGCUGAUACUGAUGCUGAUACAUAGCGAUGAUGAUGGUGACAAUGACACCAAAACAGCCUCUAGCUUUAUUUGAACCCCAACAACCCCGAUGCUGCCUACCCCGGCAACAGAAUUACGAUAGUGACAUCAAUACGAUAACAACAAAAUCAAAAACGAGUGGAAAAAGUUUGAAGUGAUUAAAGGCGAAAGCAGAUGAUAAAGCGGAAUUGGAAAAGGAAAAGAUCAGCAAUAAUAACAAUAAAAGCAGCAAGAUCGGAAUUGAGUCCUUGAGCUAAAACGGGACCCAUCAUUCGUCUCAGAGGCCGAAAUGACGACGACACCGCAUGUAACAGUCAUUAUUGUUACCUACCUUAGUUCCAAUCUUCUCAGUUUACGCUGUUCGCUGACUCUGUUGUAGUGGCGCAAGUCUACGUAACCUGUCACUUACAUAGUGUGUUAAUUAUCAUCAAAAUGAUGAACCACUUACGUAGGGGAACACGUAACGUAAUUCAAUGCGCGCCGUUCAACGUUCCGCAACGUGCAAUGCUAUUUGCGCGCUGCCCGCGCUCCCUCUGGACGUAGAGUUAGCGCAUUCUUGACACAUAACACCAAAAACACUUCAGCAACAACAACAACAACAUAAUAAUAAUAAUAGUAAUCAUGAAAGAAAGAAGAUAUUUGUAAUACUUUUGAAGAGCAACGAGCACAAAUAUGAAAAAAAAACAUACGCUGUCACAUACUGAAACUGACGAGCCAAUUUAGUCACUCACUCACUCAUUCACUCACUCACUGAACAGGUUCAUGAGGGCAAACAUGACGACGUUCUUGAUGAUCAAAAUGCAGAAAAUAGCAGCGCGAAAGCAACUCGUACACCGACACGCAAUCGCUGAAGCUUACGUAAAUCUCUAUUCAACAUUGUCUAAUGAUAUAACUGAUACGUAACAUGCGGUAAACUCGGUUGACAGACAGACAAACAGACAGACAGUUGGGAAUGCCUGCGCAUGGGGCCAUCAACGUGGCGACUAUGAAGCAAAGUUGCGGUGGUGGCCAUCUUAGAUAAGCUAAUUUUUAACAAAAACCAGAGCAAGGAAAAGGCAGCGGCGACGACAACAACGACAAUAACCAAUAAUGAAUGAGAUUUAGGGGUGGAGAAUUUCAGUCGUUUGUGUAUAUCUAGCAAUCGCGAGCGAUUGAAAAUACGAAGAAUAUUCUUUACAUACGUUUUAUGUAUACAGGUACACAAAAUGUAUAUGUAUGCAGAAUAAUAAUCAUCGUAGCAGAAACGGCAGAAGCAGCAGCGAUAUCAACAUUAACAAUUAUCAGUGAUGGAGAAACUCCCUAAGGAGAAUGUACAUAAGCAAGAGCAAGCAAAACACUCGAAACAUCACGCGUCGAAAAUCACAAUUGAGCAUCCAAGAAAAUUUCCGACAUUCCAGAUCUAUUCUACUCUCAUUGUACAGCUGCUAUGUGUAAUAUUAAUAGUACAGAAAAAUGGAAAAGUCAAAAUAAAAGAAAUGAGUAAGCUAGAAAGACGACCAUAAAAAGGGGGGCUUAUCAAACUAAUAUACAACCAAAUACAAAGAUCUCGUGGGAGUCUAAAUAGGAAAAAAGAAUUGUAGGAAAUAAGUUUUUGCGUAAAACUGUGUUCACACCCGCAAUGAACACACACACACACAGACACACACUCACACGCUCACACACACACACACACACACACAUAUAUAUAUAUAUAUAUAUAUAGUAAUUCCCUAACGUCAGAUUAAUAUCAGUCGCCGGCGAAAUAUAUGAACUGAUAUUUCUUUUUUAAUUUUAUUUUAUAUUAUCAUAAAAAAUAUAUAUACAUAUAUACAUAGUACACUGCCGCCCUAGUCAUAAAGAGGAUGGUGAUGAAAUAAUAGUAAUGAAAGUGGCAUGAACAGAUGCAUAAGUUGAGAAUGAGAGUUCGCGAGAGAAGGAUGGGAGCGAGAGAGAAAAAGUGACGAAAUUUUGUUUGAUAAUGUUUAACAACAAAAGAAAAGCAAGUCAAGGUGACACUCAAAAGGCAGAGAUAUAUGAAAUGCAGUCUGCGAACUGAGCAGUGGGCACUGACGGCGGCAAACGGUGCAGGAAGAGAAACAGCGUGAAAUGGAGGACGAGUAAGGAGAAAAAAGAUAGAAGAAGUGCUUGUCAGGGAAAGUAAAGAGGAAACUCGGCCGACACCUGGAACUGUAGCUAGAGAGAUACGAUGUGACAUAUUGUCAGUGUUUAACCGUCCUACGGAGAUUACAUCAAACGUUAAACAUAACAAAUUCGACAGGGGGUGGCGUCAAAGAGAAACGGGAAAAGGAAUUUUUCUAGUUGUAAUUAUCUCGUAGAUAUUUUGGGAUCGCAAUCGACCGGAAAGUCAUAUAUUCGACCGAGAUUACAAAAUUAAUACAUUGCUUGCAAGGACGAUGGAAGACAGAUGUUCAGUCUGGUAUCGGGGGAGCGAGUUGAAAUCUAAAAUUAGAAAAAUUUGACGAAACGUAAUGAAAAAAAUAGAACAGUUGAAAGAAGAACAUUGGAAUAAACGACAUAAAUGAACAGGAUGUGUCGGACGGAGAGUAAGCCCUGAGGCGGUUUCAUCUUGCCACACGCCCCUAGUCCCUCAGUCAGUCAACUUACCCCUCGCUAGAAUAUUCUCUUACAUAGUAGAUCGAAUAUAUAUAUAACAAUAAGAUGAGCGAUGAAUCAGACUAAUGAAUACGAGAACCAAAAAAACCUCAACUUAUUAAAAACAGCGUCAGAAGCUCGAGCAACAAAAGCUGAACGAAUCGAAAAGCUUCAUGAGCUCAAUAGUGGAGCACGGUUCAUUCGUUUUUGCCAUUUGAUGAAAUGUGGCAUACUUUAGAGGAAGAAAUUGUAUUGUCUUUAUUUAUACUUUUACCCCACUUCUAUGCUUUGUAAUUUUGCUACUUUCCACGUUUUUUAUAUGAUACUGCUAACGCGUUUUUAAAUAAUUCACGAUGUCUCAACAUUAAUUAAUGAAUAUCGCAAAUGUCUAAAUGGGUUAAAAAAUGAGCUGGUGUUCUGCAAUAAAGAUGAACAUGGGUACUAAGCGAUACGAACAUUAUUAAGCUGAUGUAAAACAAACGUUGCGUCUAUUCUGAUUUGUUAUUUUAUAAAUGCGACCUUUUUGUGGUUAAUAAUCUUGCAAUUUUUAUCGAUAUGUAUUAUUUAUUGUUUUCAAUGUUGUCGAGAUUGUUGCUAUAAGUAACCAUGAUCAAAUGUUAGAUAAAAUCAG